This is a messenger RNA of Aphidius gifuensis, 2693 nucleotides long. RefSeq names its product PAN2-PAN3 deadenylation complex subunit PAN3 (gene PAN3). Gene Ontology annotation, cellular component: P-body; PAN complex. The coding region runs from base 399 to 2216 and encodes 605 amino acids. Gene Ontology annotation, biological process: nuclear-transcribed mRNA poly(A) tail shortening; mRNA processing. The transcript has 9 exons. The record is from RefSeq and is a predicted model, not a curated record. Lineage: Eukaryota; Metazoa; Arthropoda; Insecta; Hymenoptera; Braconidae. Gene Ontology annotation, molecular function: poly(A) binding.
UUUUUGUUUUUUUUUUUGAGGAAUAAAUGAGUAUAAAAAAAUAAAUAAAUAAAAAAAAUAAGUGAUAUUUUCGCGCCUCAAAUUGACGCGACGUCACUGACAGUGUCAUACAUCAUGGGUUAUGUUAGCAUUUGUGUUCAUCUAUUGUUCAAUUACAUUAUUUGCAAUAUUAAUAUUAAAAAAUUGUGUUGAUUUAAAAUUAAUACAACAUACUGUGUACUGAGUUUAUUUAAAAAAGCUGAUAUUGUGAAAGUGAAAUAUAUUGAAAUAAAAAAAAAAUAAAAUAUAAAUAUUAAAGAGAUUAAUUUUCUUUUUUUGAAUAAUUAUUUAUUUAUUUAUUUAUUUAUUUAUUAUAUUUGGAACAAUUGAGAUUAGUAAAUGCAGAAAUUUAGAGCGAAAUGGAUCCUUCAAUGUUCGUUUCUUAUUCUCCACAAACAAAUGUUGUUCCAAUGGAAUCAAAACUUGCGACUUAUAUGAAUCGGCAAAGUCCAGCAACAACAUUAAAUACAACAAGUGUAACAAAACAUUUGGGUAAUUUAUCACUUGAUACAUCAAAAAAAGUUGUAGCAAGUCCUGAAUUUGUACCUGGACGUGGUUUAAGUAACAGUAGUUCACCAAAUUUAUUUGGUAAUUCUUAUCAUUCACAAGAAAAUGUUGGUGGUACAACGUAUUUUUAUCUUGGAAAUACAAGUACUGAUAGUGUACAAAAUGAUGAAACAAAUGAAAUUGGUAAUAUUGGACCUGGACAAGUUGGUUAUCCAUAUCAAGGUACACCAGCACAUUUACAAACAGUUAAACCAAUUAAAACACCAACAUCAAAUAAUUCAUCAGCACCAUCAACACCACCACCACAACAAGGAAAUCAAAGUUAUUUUAUCAGUACAAAUUUACGUGUUGAUAUAUUACAUAAAAAUACAUUAACAUUGAGUCAACCAGAUCCAUCACAAUUUCCAGAUUUACCAAAUGAAGUUGAUAGCUAUCAUGAACUUUGUCCACUUGAACAAAUACAUAAACCAGCAUCAUCUGUAUUGGGUUAUCAAACAUCAACAUAUAAAGCAACAAGUUUAAAAAAUGGUCAACGUUAUUGUUUACGUCGUGUACAUGAUUUUCGUCUUGGUAAUACAAAAUGUAUGGUACUGGUUGACAUGUGGAAAAGAAUAUCACACACAAAUCUUGUUCAUCUACUUGAAGUGUUUACAACAAAAGCAUUUGGUGAUCAUUCAAUGGUAUUUGUUUAUGAUUAUCAUCCUGGUGCUGAAACAUUGUUGAGUAAACAUUUUUCAGUAUCUGAAUUAAAUGGUUAUGCUGAUCCAUUUUGUUCUGAUCCAAAUGCACCACGUCCAUACAGUCAUACUAAAAAUACAAUACUCAGACAACAACAUAAUAGUAUGCUACCAGAAAAUGUUAUUUGGAGUUAUAUUAUACAAUUAACAGCUGCACUACGUGUCAUUCAUGCUGGUGGUGUUGCAUAUCGUUGCUUAGAUCCAACAAAAGUAUUGUUAACAUCACGUGCACGUUUACGUUUAAGUUGUGCUGCUGUUCCUGAUGUUGUUACAUUUGAUGGUAAUGCUGCAAAUCCAUUGUCAUUAAUAUUACACUAUCAACAAGAAGAUUUAAUUUCUCUUGGUAAACUUGUACUUGCAUUGGCUUGUCGUAGUUUACUUGCUGUUCAUCGUGAUAAUAUACAAGCAUCACUUGAGCUUGUUGCACGUUCUUAUUCAACUGAUCUUCGAAAUUUUAUUCUGUACUUGUUGUCUGAUCAAGCACGUAAAAGUGUAACAGAUUUAAUGCCAAUGAUUGGUGCACGUUUUUAUACACAACUUGAUUCAAUACAAUCACGUUCAGAUGUAUUGGAAAAUGAAUUAUCAAAAGAACUUGAAAAUGGAAGAUUAUUUAGAUUACUUGUUAAAUUAGCAACAAUAAAUGAACGUCCAGAACUUAAUUUGGAUGUAACAUGGGCUGAAACUGGUGAUCGUUAUAUGCUUAAAUUAUUUAGAGAUUAUGUUUUUCAUCAAGUUACUGCUGAUGAUAAACCAUGGCUUGAUUUAGCACAUGUUGUUUCUUGUCUUAAUAAGCUUGAUUGUGGUUCACCAGACAAGGUUUGUCUGAUGUCGAGAGAUGAACAAAGUGUUCUCGUAGUGAGUUAUGCUGAAUUACGACAGUGUUUGGAAAAUUCAUUUGAAGAACUCGUGCAAUCAGCCAAGGAAGCUGCUUAAUAUCCAAAAAUACAAAAUUCAAUAAUUUAAAAAAAUAAAAAUAAAAGCAUCCAAAAUAACAGAUAAUUUAAUUUAAAAAAAAAAAACGACAAAAUGAAUAAAGAUUUUUUUAAAAUCCGAGAGAAGGGUGAAACCAUCUUACAAUGUGAUAUGAACAUUUAGCGGUACUAUUUCAUUAAAAAACUUAAAAAAUACAAAAAAAAAAAUAUAAAAAAAAAUAAAAAUAAAAACAAGACAAAAAAAAAAAAUAGUUAAUUGUCUCGAAAAAAAAAAAGGAAAAAAAUUAAAAUCAUCAUAAAAAAAGAAGAGUUAGGAGUCUGGAAUUUUUUUUUUCUUGUGUAUAAUUAUCUAAUGCAUGAAAUAACAAAAAAAAAAAAUUUUUUUUUUAAAAAAAAACAUUGAUAUAAAUUUAUUGUUGUAAAUGUGCUGAAAAAUUAUGAAAAAAAAAAAAAUAAAAAACUUAAAAAUCUAAAUACA